This is a messenger RNA of Eupeodes corollae, 2731 nucleotides long. RefSeq names its product septin-interacting protein 1 (gene sip1). Gene Ontology annotation, cellular component: U2-type post-mRNA release spliceosomal complex. Gene Ontology annotation, biological process: spliceosomal complex disassembly. NCBI's taxonomy places the organism in Eukaryota, Metazoa, Arthropoda, Insecta, Diptera, Syrphidae. Gene Ontology annotation, molecular function: nucleic acid binding. The coding region runs from base 150 to 2648 and encodes 832 amino acids. The transcript has 5 exons. The record is from RefSeq and is a predicted model, not a curated record.
GUUUGACGUAUGUCAGUUUUUCUGAUAGCACAAGCACAUAAAAAUGCAACCUUUUUAAACGUAUGAAUAUAAGAUUUACAAACAAAAAUUGAAUUUUACUUUAAGAAAGGAAUAUAAUUAAUCCAAUUUUUGGAACAAAAGAUAAAACAAUGUCUGACAAUGAAUAUGAAGCAUUUGAAAUCACUGACUAUGAUUUGGCAAAUGAAUUCAAUCCCAAUCGUCCACGAAGGAAGUUAACGAAGAAUCAACAAAUUUAUGGAAUAUGGGCUGAUAGCGAUAGUGACGCUGAUAGCGAUGUUGAAAUGUCCGCACGUCGUCGGCGUCGUGGUGCUAGUAAAUCCCGUAGUUCAGGGCCGGUGAAUUUUGUAACUGGCGGUAUCCAACAGUCGGGUAGUUUAAAGAAAGACAAACUCAGCCAGGAUGACGAUAAUCAAAUCACUGAUGAAGAAGAGGAAGAUUCUUCACAUCGUCGAGCAGUACAGGGCAACGAUGCGCCCGAUAAAUCUUCGAAUUCCUCGUCUGAAGAGGAAGCUGGUAGUUCGACACGAAUGGGAUUUGGGAUGAAGCCACGUCAGCCUGCUCCGAGCAGUAAGCCUGUUGGAGCGUGGGAACAACACACAAAGGGAAUUGGAGCAAAAUUAUUGCUCCAGAUGGGUUACAAACCAGGCAUGGGCUUGGGCAAAGACCUACAAGGUAUAGCACAACCAGUGCAGGCAACAUUGCGGAAAGGACGAGGAGCGAUCGGCGCUUAUGGGCCGGAAACCCCACAAACUAUUGGGGAUCCUGGUCUGAGCAAACAGAUAGACAACGAAAACUCCAAAGAAUACAAUAAAGACAAAUUGAAUAAGUGGAAGAAGGGUGAUAGCAAGAAAGACACUCGCAAAAAUCAAUACAAUUAUCGCUCCGUCGAGGAAGUCAUCGAGAAGGCCAAGAAGCAUCCGUGUGGUAUCUUGCCGGAUAAGUUGAGUAAGAAACUAGGCAAUGUGCCCGUGAUCGACAUGACUGGGCCCGAAAAACGAGUCCUGAGUGGAUACCACGCCAUCGGACAAACAAAGGUCAUUGAUGAAGACCUCUAUGACCCUCAAAGCCAAAAGAAGCCAACCGGAUUUGAACUGCCCGAGUUGACACACAAUUUGAAUCUGAUUGUCAACCAAUGUGAGCAGGAAAUCAUUUCAUUAGAUAUUCAAGGCAGAGAGGCAAGGGAAAGAUACAAAGCUCUUGAGCACGAAAAGAAAAAUCUUGAAAAAGUAGUUCAAAUGGAGGAGGAUCACAUAGACACUCUGGAGAAGGCUUUGGCUCUGGUUGAGGAGCUCAGCUCCGACUCAGGUGAUCUGACUUUGGCCAGAGCAGAAAAGAUUUUUAUUGAGCUGCAACGAGACUUCCCUGCCGAGUACAAGGAAUUCGCAUUGGGCGAUCUUGCUGCUGGAGUGAUUGCACCUCUGGUCAAUAUAGAACUGAAAUCCUGGAAUCCUCUGGAAGAACCACUUCGAUACAUAGACACAGUUAAGAAAUGGAAAACCAUUCUCGAUAUGCAUCCUUCAGGGCAGCGAAACAACGUUUUUGAUCCGUAUUCCUCGCUGGUCUGGGCUGGGGUUAUUCCCAGCUUCAGAGCUUCGGUAGCCAACUGGAACCCCAAAAUGCACCAGAGGAUGGCAGCCCUGCUCGACUCUUGGGCUCCACUCUUUCCAACUUGGGUGCUGGACAAUGUUCUCGAGCAAUUAAUUCUACCACAAUUAGUUGCUGGGGUCAACGAAUGGGACCCACUAACAGACACCAUUCCCAUUCAUAUUUGGAUUAUUCCCUGGAAUACGAUUUUGGGGCACAAAAUGGAAGAGCACAUCUUCCCGACCAUACGAGAGAAGUUAGGAUUCGCUUUGCAGGCGUGGACUCCGCAAGACAGAUCGGCUCGAGCAAUGAUCACUCCAUGGAAGGGCGCAUUUGACGAAGGAGAAAUGCAGGCCUUCAUGCUGAAGCAUAUCAUUCCAAAGCUGCAGAUGUCUUUAAAUGAUUUGAUAAUAAAUCCGCUUCAGCAGGAUUUGGAACUCUGGAAUCAAGUAUGGGAAUGGAAAGAACUCAUUCCACCUCUCCUUAUGGGUCAAAUGCUUGACAAAUUCUUUUUUCCCAAAUGGAUGCAAGUUCUGGUUCUUUGGCUUAACCAGUCGCCGGACUUUGAUCAAAUCUCAAGAUGGUACACCGGAUGGAAAUCAGUUUUCGGUGAAGAGAUAGUGAAAUUGCCAAUGAUCAAGGAACACCUGCGACGUGCUCUGGAAAUGAUGCACAGAGCCACAGAAACAAUCGCCCCACCUCAACCAGUUCCCACGCCAGUAGGACCACCUCACCAUUCAACAUCAUCAUCGUCGGCAUCAACAAGUUCUGCUGCUAAUCUAAACCCUCCAGCACUUAUGGAUCUUCAAAUAGCUCCUCCUGUUCAGUUGGAAUUCAAGGAAUUAGUUUCACAGAAAUGUGCAGAACGUGGUAUUAUUUUUGCACCAAUGCCAGGUCGAAGGGAAUUCGGAAAGCAGGUGUAUCGAGUUGGGAAAUUAUUUUGCUAUAUCGAUCGGAAUGUUGUCAUGUUAAGCGACGGAAGUUUGAAAAAUUGGACCCCAACAUCAUUGGGCCUGACCAUAGAAAGAGCUGUAUCGGGAUAAAAUGAAUAACCUCCAGAUUGAAUUUGUGUAUUGUUUGUUUUUUCUUAUUUAUGUUCAAUAAAGAAAUAACUAUUUUCUUGCGU